This is a messenger RNA of Aspergillus steynii IBT 23096, 1780 nucleotides long. Its product is annotated as F-box domain protein. Gene Ontology annotation, molecular function: protein binding. The transcript is spliced from 5 exons. The coding region runs from base 94 to 1473 and encodes 459 amino acids. NCBI's taxonomy places the organism in Eukaryota, Fungi, Ascomycota, Eurotiomycetes, Eurotiales, Aspergillaceae. The record is from RefSeq and is a predicted model, not a curated record.
UCUCUCUCUCUCUUCUUUUCCUCCGCUUCCUCCUUCUCUUUCUUCUCGCUUCCUGUCCGUCGAUGAUGUCCGCCCUUUCAAUCUACUAGAACAAUGGACUCGGAUGUUCGAGAGAUUCUCGAUCGAUUCGAGAACCUUGACGCCCCUGCUCGACGACUCGUCUAUCGCCAUGUUCUGAUGCAACUGCGCCUUCACGAAUGGCGCGAUGUGCGUGACCAUGUGGAUCGCAUCUCCUUCCACAAGGAUAUUCUGGGUGCACUGCCUCCAGAGCUGGCCAUGCAAAUUACCAGAUAUUUAGGUCUGUCCGAAUUACAUGUUCUCCAAAGAGUCUCUAAAGGUUGGUAUUCGCUGCUGUCUUCUGAUCUGGUUCGCGACGCCGCGUUUCGCCGCUAUACCGGACGCAAGACCGACUCCGCCGCCGCCGGGGCGCUGGACAAAUUCUCCGCGUAUGCACGACACCGGACUCGCUUGGAGCGCGGACAGCCCGUCUGGAAAGCUCACUUUCCAAACUACCAGCCGUUGCCGAAAACGUCGGAAGUGUCGACCCUGGAUUACUGCAAUGGACGCGUUGCAUGGAUCGACGAAGAGAACCGAGAUUUCUUCGUUGGCGUGCGACUUUCGGACCGCAUCAUCGGAGCAACUAGUCCACGUGGAAACUGUCACAUCUGGGAUCUUCACUCCGAGGAGUCGGCAUGGUUUCGCCUGCCCUCAUUACAGUAUAGAUUCUUCGUAGCCAGCGGAACAAGCGUAGCAUUUUCCUUCUCUGAUGGUUUGCCCAACGGGGGUUACGUCCUCCAUUGGGAAUUUAUGUCCCACGCUGCUCGAGCGAUCGAUAUAGCGCCAAAUUUGGGCUACAUGGCAUUGAACGCCGCCGCGAAAACCCUUACUACAGUCCACCUCGAGGCUUCUUACGGCCAGCUGCGAGUUGAAAAGCACUUGCUUGAUGAACCUACCCUCCAGGAACGAGAACAAUUGCCAUCUUAUACCCUUGAUCUACCACUCACCGAGGAUGACAACCGAUGUGUGGAAAUAGGCUCUCCGGACGAAGGCUCGAGUUUCAGUGACCGCAUGGGGAUCUUCUCUAUCAUGACAACUGAAGGGCAAUCUCUGGCGACGUGCUCUGUCGUUGUCGUCUCUUAUGAUCCACGCACAGACCAAAUAGACUUGCAUGUCUUACAUCCUAAACUCGCACCCUUUUAUCCAUUAUGCAUGACCGCAGUCGACCAGAACAUUCUGUACUAUUUAAGGAACGAUGACGGCAAACCUCAGAUCUCCAUCUCCAAUCCUACCGCCACGGUUCCCCACCGGCUUUCCAAAUACAUGAACCUCCAGCUGCCGCGCGAGGCAACCAGUAGGGUUUACUCCCAUAUCACUUGCUUUGCUCUCCGGGGAGAUCGUGAAUGCACCCUGAUGAUCGAUGAGAAUGGGCUGAAAGUGUGGUCUUUUAACGAAGCCUGUCCGAGUGGCAUGUAACUGAUAGAUGGAGAGAUUCUCUUCUUGUGUUCUUGUUGGUGAGCUCGGCUUCGCUUGAUCAUUUGCUACUAUCAAUGGCCGUUGGUAUCAACAUCGGGUCUCCAAGGGGAUCCAAGAAUAAAGAGAAAAGAAUACAUUUAACACACACAUACACACACAAAGAAAAGCAAUGAACCUAGAAAUGGACAAUAUACAGAACCAUCAAUGCUCUCUAUGACAGUGCCUCCAGCUUUACCCCAACGUUCCAUCUAAUUCAAGCCAAUUCCAUUAUUAUCCAGAUCCCACCCUUCCCGUAACCUCAUUCGCU